Molecule: messenger RNA, 3474 nt
Organism: Scatophagus argus
Lineage: Eukaryota; Metazoa; Chordata; Actinopteri; Scatophagidae
Gene: anapc5
Product: anaphase promoting complex subunit 5
Exons: 17
Coding region: 449-2767 (772 amino acids)
Biological process (GO): positive regulation of mitotic metaphase/anaphase transition; protein K11-linked ubiquitination; anaphase-promoting complex-dependent catabolic process
Cellular component (GO): anaphase-promoting complex
Molecular function (GO): protein binding
Source: RefSeq, a predicted model, not a curated record
CUGUCCCACAGUAUACAUAGUCGAAAAUCGUAGCUUCGACACGUUUAUUAUCGUGAUUUUGUCUGUCGUGUUUUUGUCCCGGUGUAGUGUCACACUUGCCAAUAAAGUUUCUUUUUUAAAAAAAAAAAAUGCAUCGCUUUAUGAUGACGUAUUUUUAGGGGGACGGACGAAGGGAGGGCGGUUUGAAUGCAAAAAGGCAAACAUGGUUAAAGUAAGUCGAAUUAACUGAUAUGACCGAAGCGAGUGUUCACCGCCGGUAAGGCUCGUUAUCAGCUGCUAGCGGAGGCCGACGGUCGAUGUGUUGGUGCGUUUUUCACGGGACUUCGCUGACGUUAAACACGCUUGGUACGUUAGCUAGCUAGCCGCUUGCCGUUAACUUUUCCCUCUGCUAAAUGGUGUCCGGGUACCACAAAGUUUCGUCCCCGUAGCCUGGCGUAACGCAUUUAAAAUGGCGAGUGUGCAUGAAAGUUUGUAUUUCAACCCUAUGAUGACGAACGGAGUCGUCCAUGCUAACGUGUUCGGCAUCAAAGACUGGGUGACUCCGUAUAAAAUCUCCGUCCUGGCGCUGCUGUACGAGAUGACGGCGUCCAAGAUCACACUGCCGGAGAGAAGACGACUUAACAAGCUCAUCCUCCCCCUGCAGCAGGGUCCAGACUUGACUCUCGGCCAGUUCCUGAAGACUGUGGAGGAGUGCUGCCCUCAGACUGCCUAUGCUGUCAAACUCAGGCUGCAUGAAAUGGCAGAUGGAGAGCUGAAAGACAUGGAGUACUUCUUCUCGACUCUUCCUACCCCGUUCACGGCUUUCGAUUCGGAGGCCUAUAAAACCAGUGUUGUGGGUCUUUUUAUGAGACACAUGCUUCUGGCCUACAACAAGCUGUCGUUCAGUCAGGUCUACAAGCUGUACAAGUCCCUGCAGCACUACUACCACAGUCACUACGCCAAGCCUACAGAUGGGCAGGUGGGUCUGCCAGCGCUGGUCGCCGAUGACUCCGACAUGGACCUGACCAGCACUGAGGACACCGUAGGGGACAGGAUAGACAAAGAGGAGUUGGACACUCCACUGCAUGAGUCGGAGCUCCGGAAAGACAACACUCCAAGCAGGGGUCCCCUGUCUCAAAAACAAGCAGAAUACUUUCUUGCGAGACAGGCGUAUCUUCUGAAGAAUGACGAGAACAAAGCUCUGAAGCCCACGGCGCUGCAGGAAGAGCUCAACAACAUGCUGAAGUUUAAUCCAGACUUUGCUGAAGCGCAUUACCUAAACUACCUGAACAGCAUGAGAGUCCAGGACAUCUUCCUCUCCGCUCACAGUCUCUUACAUUACUUUGACCGGCUCAUCUUGUCCGGAAAUGAGGGAAAGAGCAACGGGGACGAGGGCUACGGCCGAAGUCUGCGCUACGCUGCUCUGAACUUGGCGAGCCUGCACUGUCGCUUCGGCCACUAUCAGCAGGCUGAUCUGGCUCUGCAGGAGGCCAUCCGCAUCGCCCAGGAGUCCAACGAUCACGUGUGCUUGCAGCACUGUCUGAGUUGGCUCUACACGCUGGAGCAGAUGAGGGGAUCUGACAGCACUGUGUUAACUGAGGAUUCAGUGAAAAUGGCCGCCCAUUUCUGUCUGCCGUAUUUGGCAUCUCUGGGCAUCCAGUCUUUGGUCCAGCAGGGGGCGAUGCAGGGUAAGACAGCCCACAAGCUGAUGGACGCGUUAAAGGACACGGACAUCCUGCACUGGAAGCACAGUCUGUCUGAGCUGAUCGAGAUCAGCCUGGCUCAGACCACGUCCAUAUGGAGGAUGUAUGGCAAGAGCACCAUGGCUCUGCAGCAGGCCCAGCUGCUUCUCAACAUGAGCAGCCUGGAGCCGGUUAACUUCGGGGUCCAGCAGAACAACACCGAGGCGUUCGCUGUGGCGCUCUGCCACCUGGCCGAGCUGCACGCUGAGCAGGGCUUGUACAGUGCAGUUUCAGAGAUUCUCCAGCAUCUGAAAGAACAGUUUCCUCCUCACUCACAGCACGCCAAGCUGUGGAUGCUGUGCGACCUGAAAAUUCAGUUUGAGAGGCAUAUGAACGAAGGGAAAUACCAUCUGGCAGAGCCACUGGUCACAGCGAUCUCUGCCUUAAACAAAACUGAAGGUCUCUACAGGAAAGCUCAAGUGCUGAAGGCUCUGAGCCGCAGCACGGAGGCGUACAGCAUCUUACAGCGGCUGCAGGUGCACUGUGAGAAGACUAAGUCCACCGAGUUGGUCAUCAGAGUCCUGCUGUCCACCGCUGAGCUCCACUGGGAGUCCUCGGGCUUCUCCACUGCUCUGCCUCUGCUCCUGCAGGCCUUGGCUCUGGCCAAACAGCACCACCUGCAGUCCCUGGCCUCAGAGACCAUCCUUCAUCUGGUCUUCACUCAGCUGAUGUUGGGGGUUCCUGAGCAGGCUCUGAGCGUCCUGCAUGAGGCCAUCGAGCCUGUCCUGGCCCAUGGCUCAGUCAUGGACAAAGGCCGAGCCCUGCUGCUGACAGCCUGCUGUCAGAUGGCGGUGGCUGGGCGCAGGCCAAACAGGCAAGAACAAGCAGCAGAGUUGGUGCUUUUGGCUGUUGACACGGUAAAGGAGGCCGCAGCUUAUUUUUUGAAGCUGAACUGUAAAGAGCGGCUGCGGGACGUCCACUACCUGCAGGCUCAGCUGCACCACUUGCUGGGACAAACAUCGCAGUGCCACAAAAGUGCCAUGCUGUUCAGGCUGCUGGACCAGGAGCUGCAGUCCCCAGCACCGACCGUCUCCAUGCGGCUCUGACAGCAGGCUGGAGUCAUGUGGACACGACGCCUCCUCCGAGUGCUGAGUCACUGCUGCUUGCCACUAGAUGGCGGUGAAGAUCUGUCCUGCUCUGUUAACACUGAAGCAUGAGAGCUACCAGAUAAUAAAGGGUCAUUUGUCUCGUUCGCUUGUGGUCAGGCACAGGUUAGAAUGAUGGCCGGAUGAUAAAAAUAACAUGAGGUUUAACAGGCUCCACCACAGCACAGCACAGCACAGGUGCACCAGACAGGUACAACAUGCCAGCAGACAGUGUGGGAGAAACGUCCAGAGUUUAUCAGGAGCCGUCGCAGCCGAGCUGAUUUACCUGCCGCGUUUUGAUGAAUGAGGGUAAUAUCACAGUUAGCUACAAGACGAAUGUGUUGCAGCGGCCCGGAUGAUUCAUGCGCCACCAGGAGAAUACUGAUGAAGCCGGGAUCCGGAGGGGGAGACUGUGAAUCACAUUUAUAAUGCAAUAGACCCACGAUGACACCACGGCAGAUACUGUAUCUGUAUUCCACUUACACGAUUUGUGAGAACAAUUUGAGCUGAUAACGUUACAUUAAAGUGUCGUGACGGGCCUGCGAUCCAUUACCCGCUGCACGUCUUCAAGAAAACAAACGACUGGUUUCAUCAUAGUCUCAGUUAAGCUGACACAAGUGUGGGAAUAAUUGUGAGAGGAAUUUAUUAAAAAGUUUGAAUGUCUCUGA